Molecule: messenger RNA, 1203 nt
Organism: Diorhabda sublineata
Lineage: Eukaryota; Metazoa; Arthropoda; Insecta; Coleoptera; Chrysomelidae
Product: pre-mRNA-splicing factor 38B
Exons: 5
Coding region: 119-1063 (314 amino acids)
Cellular component (GO): precatalytic spliceosome
Source: RefSeq, a predicted model, not a curated record
AGAAUUUGGUGGCACUGAGGUUAUUUGGGUGCAAAUUAGGAAUGGCGUCUAUUUAGUGUUUUAAUUAUCAUAAUUUUAAUUUGUUGAAAAACAGAAAGAAAAAAAAUAUUCAUUAAAAAUGGAUCAAAAAUACGAAGAAGAUAGUACGUCUGCCAAAACAUCUAAACAAAGUAAUGUUUUACCUCUUUGGGGCAACGAAAGAACGAUGAAUUUAAACCCAUUAAUUUUAACAAAUAUUCAAAGUUCGCACUACUUUAAAGUUAAUUUAUAUGAGUUGAAGACUUACCAUGAAGUAGUAGACGAAAUUUAUUACAAAGUUAGCCACUUAGAGCCAUGGGAGAAGGGUUCAAGGCGUACAUCAGGUCAAACUGGUAUGUGUGGUGGAGUAAGAGGCGUAGGCGCGGGUGGGAUUGUUUCUACAGCUUAUUGCCUUCUCUACAAACUGUUCACUUUAAAAUUAACAAGAAAACAACUGAAUGGACUUAUAUCUCAUUGUGACUCACCCUAUAUAAGAGCACUAGGUUUUAUGUAUAUUAGAUAUACAUUCCCGCCCGCCAAUCUUCUUGAAUGGUACGAAGAUUAUUUGGAGGAUGAAGAGGAACUUGAUGUUAAAGCUGGUGGCGGUCAAAAUAUGACUAUAGGAUUAAUGUUACGACAGUGGCUUGUCAAAUUGGAAUGGUUUUCAACAUUAUUUCCUAGAAUUCCUGUACCUAUCCAACAAAAAAUACAGAAACACUUAGAGAAUCGUUUUCCACCUCAUGCCGUCCAAGCAGCAUCAGAACGUGCAAGAGAAGAUAGACAAUUGGAAAGGGAUAGAAGAGGUCACGAACGAGAUCGUCCGAUUCGAGAAGACAUUCGACGAGAUUUUUUACGAGACGAUGAUCGUAGAUUAGACAGAGAUACUAGAUUUGAAAGAAGAGAUGCAGAUAGAAGGGAUCGAGAUUUAGAAAGACGAGAUAGAGAUAGGCUAUAUAGAGAUAGAAGUCCUAAAAGGAGUUCCAGAAGUCCACACAGAUCCCACAGACACAGAAACAGUAGUAAGGAAAGGAGAAAACGUCAUUAGUUUUAAGUUGAUAUGAUUUGGAUUUAUAAGUACCUCAUGUCAUUCGAUUCGUGCACACUAAUUACCAUAAUAUUUUCAAAUUAUCUGCCCCAAAAUUAAUUUGUUGUAAUUUUUUAUGACAAUAGAUGAUUAACACCGUA